This is a messenger RNA of Rubroshorea leprosula, 2120 nucleotides long. Lineage: Eukaryota; Viridiplantae; Streptophyta; Magnoliopsida; Malvales; Dipterocarpaceae. The record is from the annotation of a GenBank genome assembly.
AGUUUCGGCCGCCAUUGUAUGGGUUUGAGGGAAAGCAUUGCUACUUUGGGGUGGCAGAUCGAACUUACUCUCUGAUAUCUCGUUUUCCUAACAUAAAUGACAAAAGGCUUUAACCAUUUUCCUGGGACUGGGGUGACUUUCCGGCCUACUUACCCUUUGCUGAUCUUCGAUAUUCGUUCUUCACCGUCGCCGGAGCCACGCUCUCUCCCUUCUCCAGAGUCGAUUCCUCCUCCUGGUUUCCCUAGGAGAAGAAACCUCCAAUGGCUGGUACGGAUUCAAUCAGCAUCACCAACGAAUCUACACAUGAAAGCAUCAUCGAGGAAUCUACGCAUGAAACCAGUGGUUCUCCUGUCCAAAAGAGAACUGGAGGGUGGAGAUACGCUAGUAUCUUGCUAGUGAAUCAAGGCCUGGCAACACUAGCUUUCUUUGGGGUUGGAGUGAACUUGGUCUUAUUCUUAACUAGAGUUCUUAAUCAAGAUAAUGCUUCUGCUGCCAAUAGCGUUAGCAAGUGGACUGGAACAGUUUACUUGUGUUCAUUGAUUGGAGCAUUCCUUAGUGAUUCAUAUUGGGGUCGCUAUUUUACAUGUGCAGUCUUUCAGAUGAUACUUGUGCUGGGUCUAGGUCUGUUAUCGGUUUCCUCUUGGGUUUUCUUGAUAAAACCUGAGGGCUGUGGGGACGAAGAAAUAGCCUGCAAGGCCUCGACAUCAGCUGGAAUAGCUAUGUUCUACACAGCAAUAUAUCUUGUGGCUUUUGGCUAUGGAGGGCAUCAGCCAACUAUAGCCACUUUUGGAGCAGACCAAUUUAAUGAGGUGCAUCCCAAGGAGAGGCUCUCAAAAGAAGCAUUUUUUUGCUACUUUUACUUUGCGCUUAAUGUUGGAUCACUUUUCUCAAACACAGUAUUGGUCUAUUAUGAGAAUUCAGGGAGAUGGACACUAGGUUUCUUGGUUUCUUUAGGUUCAGCUGUAAUAGCCUUAGUGUCCUUUUUGGUGGGGACACCUGGGUACAGGUACAUUAAACCCAGUGGCAAUCCUGUGCCUCGUGUUGCUCAAGUAUUUGUCGCAGCAUUUAAGAAAUGGGAUAUUGUCCCAGCUGAUGCAGGUGACCUGUAUGAGGUGGAGGGACCAGAAUCUGCAAUCAAAGGGAGCAGAAAGAUCCUUCACAGUGAUGGAUUUGUGUUCUUGGACAAGGCAGCUACCGUAACAGAGAAUGAUUUGCGUGGUCCAAUGGAUCCAUGGAGGCUUUGCACUGUGACUCAGGUUGAGGAAGCCAAAUGCGUCCUAAAAAUGUUACCUAUCUGGCUCUGCACUAUAGUAUACUCUGUUGUCUUUACCCAAAUGGCUUCCCUAUUUGUUGAGCAAGGAAAUGUAAUGUUCUCUGACAUAGGAAACUUUCACCUGCCAGCUGCUAGCAUGUCUGCUUUUGAUAUCUGCAGUGUUCUCAUUUGCACGGGAAUCUAUCGACAAAUUCUUGUACCUAUAUGCGGAAGAUUAAGUGGUAAUCCUAAAGGAUUGACCGAGCUUCAAAGAAUGGGAAUUGGCCUCAUCAUUGGAAUGUUAGCAAUGGUUGCAGCUGGCAUAACUGAAAUUCAAAGACUUAAAUAUGUUGCUCCUCAUCAAGAGACAAGCUCUUUAAGCAUAUUUUGGCAGAUUCCACAAUACGUUCUAAUUGGUGCUUCCGAAGUUUUCAUGUAUGUAGGUCAGUUGGACUUCUUCAAUGGACAAGCUCCAGAUGGGAUUAAAAGCUUUGGAAGCUCCCUCUGCAUGGCUUCAAUUUCUUUUGGCAACUAUGUGAGUAGCAUGUUGGUCAUCAUGGUUAUGGCCGUCACAGCAAGAGGUAGCAGAUCCGGAUGGAUCCCCGAUGACUUGAACAAAGGCCAUAUGGACAGGUUCUACUUCCUCAUCGCAGCACUCACAGCUCUUGAUUUUGUGAUAUACUUGUUCUGUGCUAAACGAUACAAGUGCAUCAACCUUGAGGAGGAUGGGAAGACAAUGGAGAUGCAAGGCCAAGACGAUGAAGCGGUCACACGAGUUUAAAAGUUCUCUUAGUUUAUUUUCUCCCUAGUGUUUGAAUAUACUUUUUUUUUUAUUAGCAAAGAGUUUGAAUAAAUUAAACUAAUUAAA